UCUGUUCCAAGAAGGGGGUCCUGCUGUUCUCGUUUCCAGAGUUAGUUCCGGUAACUUCUUGGGGGCUUUAAAAAGGUCUGGUAGGGAAAGCUGACCACUAGUAGUUACACGGACAACAACUCCAUACAUGCCCAUUAAAUAGGCUUAUAAAACUAACCCACAUCGGAUAUUUCCCAAUUUGCUGCAGAGUUGUUUGUCGGUUUAGAUACUUGUUUAGUGGUCCUUUACUUUGCAGGGUUUCCGUGGCUCCAUGUGGAUCAUCUGCGCUUUUAUUACGGCAUACAGCUGUCCUGUUACUCGCAGUUUUACGUCAGUCGCUGCGCUACAAACGGCACACCGGUAGUUUAUCGGAUUAAACAGUGUACCUUUCUUCAACAAAUUUUGUCAUGGCCAAGUGGGGAGAGGGAGACCCACGCUGGAUUGUGGAAGAAAGAGCAGAUGCGACGAAUGUCAAUAACUGGCACUGGACAGAGAGAGAUGUGACAAGCUGGUCUCAAGAUGUUAUUAAUAGCCUCCUCCUUGGAAUUCGAGUAGAAGGUGAAGAAGGCUUGUGCGAAAUCACAGACGUCAGCAAUAUAGACGGCGAGGCCUCCAUCAAUAACCGCAAGGGGAAACUCAUCUUCUUCUAUGAGUGGAAUGUAAAAGCCACAUGGACUGGAACAAAUAAAAAGGGAAUCAAAUAUAAAGGCACUGUUGAAAUACCAAAUCUCUCUGACGAAAAUGACAUGGAUGACUUAGAUAUCUGUGUUAUAGCUUGUAAAGACCAACCAAUCACACCUUUGACUGAUCUCAUGAGGAAGCUGGGAGUCAAAAAGAUCCGAAUGGCCCUGGGUAACUAUGUGAAACAACUUAAAACAGAAUUCUCUCAGGGUAUGAUUUUACCAACAGCAGAUGAACGAAGUAAACAAAAAGAGUCACAGGCAAAGGUGAAGCUGGAUAAAACCCAGACUGGGUCAUCCACCACAACUAACACUCCCACCAGUGGUGUCAAAAUUUCAACAGUAAUGUUCACUCUAAAAGACACUUUCCUUACCUCACCAGAAGAGUUGUACAGGGUUUUCAUAACCCAAGAGAUGGUACAAGCGUUUACUCACCUUGCUGCUUUUGUGGAUGGGUGCCCGGGUGGCACGUUUCGGCUGCUGGAAGGAAAUGUGCAUGGACAAUUUGCAGAACUGAUUACCGAUCAGAAAAUUGUCAUGAAAUGGAGAUUUUCAUCCUGGCCAGCUGGACAUACAGCAACUGUCACUUUAAACUUUGUGGAUCGAGGCAAUGAGACAGAGUUGACUCUGGAGGCCAAAGGAGUUCCUAGCAACGAGGAGGAAAGAAUGAAGGGGGGCUGGCAAAGAUACUAUUUUGAGGCCAUUAAACAGACAUUUGGUUAUGGAGCACGACUUUAAACCAAUGCUACAGCAUGAUCACGAUGUCUCAGAAACAUGGAAAUGCAAAAGAUUGCACACCAGUGCCGUCUUUAUGAAACUAAGAAAAUUGGUGCCUCUGGGUUUUUUUCUGGGUUUUUGCAUAUGUUAGGUUGUGUUUGAAUAUAAGAUGUAUGUCUGAAUGCUAUAUUAUUUAUAUGUCAUGGAAAUGCCAGACAUGGAGAAUGAAAAAAACAGCAUUUUGAAAAUAUAUUUGCUUGUUAUACAUUUUGCAAGAAUUUAAUAAGAAUAAAAUAUCAAUUCAUUUUAUAAAAACGAAAAA
This is a messenger RNA of Triplophysa dalaica, 1698 nucleotides long. It is a transcript of the gene ahsa1a, whose product is annotated as AHA1, activator of heat shock protein ATPase homolog 1a. The coding region runs from base 387 to 1397 and encodes 336 amino acids. Gene Ontology annotation, cellular component: cytosol. Gene Ontology annotation, biological process: positive regulation of ATP-dependent activity; protein folding. The record is from RefSeq and is a predicted model, not a curated record. NCBI's taxonomy places the organism in Eukaryota, Metazoa, Chordata, Actinopteri, Cypriniformes, Nemacheilidae. Gene Ontology annotation, molecular function: protein-folding chaperone binding; ATPase activator activity. The transcript has 9 exons.